Messenger RNA from Oryza sativa Japonica Group (Japanese rice), 1197 nucleotides. RefSeq lists its product as uncharacterized. NCBI's taxonomy places the organism in Eukaryota, Viridiplantae, Streptophyta, Magnoliopsida, Poales, Poaceae. The record is from RefSeq and is a predicted model, not a curated record.
CCUCCCCACCCCAGCCGCCAGUCGCCAGGCGCCCCGCCCAGGCCGACGCGCACGCGCCGUCGCCGUCGCCGUCGCCGUCGCCGCGCCAGCCCAGCCGCCCGCGCUCCUCGCGCCUCGCCGUCGCCCAGCUGUUGAGCUGCCUGCGCGCCUCGCCGGCUCGCCGUCGCCGGUCCCGCCGUCCCGGUCACCCCCGCCCCGUCGCCCGCGGCGGCGCGGCCCGCCGGCCGCCGCGCGCACUCCCGCGUCGCGCCGUGCGCACGUGCCGCCGCCCGCCGACGCCGCCUCGGCGCCUCCUGCCCUCCUCCCGACCUCCCGUCCUCCGGCCUGCAGCGCAGCAGCGGUAGCGAGGACACACACUGAUGAAUAUGCUGCCGAAGAGAAGGAAGAGACUUUUCUUGGUCAGGCCACGGCUGCUAUGGCAACGACACCUCCAUGCCGGCGUCGCCGGUGGCGCCUUCGCAGCGACGCUCCUCUUCCUCGUCCUCGUUCUCCUCUCCACCUCAGCUCCCUCCUCGUCGCCACCGUCGUUGCGGGACAGCAGCGUCGUGUCAUCAGGACGAAGAUCCUCGUCUUCCUCGCCACCACCAUCUGUCAACUGCGACGACAUGACGGCGAGCCUGGGGGAGUUCGGCGACAUGAUGGUGUCCAUGCUCCCCAAGAACCUCGCCUUCACCGUCUUCGUGCCCUCGCCGGAGUCGUUUCGCCGCGUCCUCAAGCUGCAACGCCCCAACGACAGCGCUACCAACGGGAAUGGCGCCGAUGAUGACGCCACCUACGCCGUCGUCUCCCGUGUGCUCGGCUUCUCCGCCGUCCCUCGCCGCCUGCGCGCCGCGGACGUGGCACCGCCGCGCCACCGGCAGCAGAUGGUGGCGGUGGCGCCUGUCCUGGAGUCCGUGUCUGGGCUGAGGAUCUCCGCCUGGAGGAGGGACGUGGACGGUGCACUGGUCGUCAACGGCGUGCCGUCAGAGUGCGUGGAUAUCGUCAAGGAGCGGGAUAUCAUUGUCCAUGUCAUGGCCGGCGUCCUCAUGGAUGCAGAGUUUGAGCGGUCUUUCUCUUCAGAAUUUGACAAUUGAUCAACUAAGCAAAUCCUAUCAUCCCUAGAGUUGUCAUGUUGGUUUUUGUGUAACAAUUAAAUGUACAUUGUUUUUUCUUUUUAAAAAGUAUAUAAAUUUACAACGCAUAAUUCUUGUGCUUGAA